AGAGAAGCUAAAGACUAGGGGGAGUAUCAGCCUAACAGAGCAAUAUAGGUAUCUUUCAUGUCUUGUAAGGAGUGAGACUUGUUUCUAUAUCUUGUUCUGAUCUGCAAACUGUGUUGGUCCUCCUGUGGCUACAACAUAGUACCAUAUCUGAUCUCACUAAAUACUUCUUCACCUUGCCUCCCAUCCACAGCCUCUCAAGCUUUCUCCGUGUGUUGACAACCUUCUUGUUUCUCUGAGCUACCGAAGGGGAAGAUGAUUCUGGUGUUUUUACUUUGUUCAUGAGAGCAACAGAUGGAAAAACCAGUGGAGUCAAAGCCUUCAGAAAUGGGAUCAAAACUGCAUGGCAUCUGUGUUCAAGAACUGCUGUAAUGUAGUGGCCACAGAAUCUACAUCAAUAUAUUGCUGAAGGCAGGCCUCUGGUGUUGUCUGAAGCAGCUUUGCUCAUUCAUGGAGGAAUUUCUUGAGCAUUACAAUAGGGACUAUGUAAGGAAUACCAUGAUGAAGCAUCAAGAGAUCUUCAGACAUCAGAUAAAUGAACUUCAUCGGCUAUAUCGAGUUCAGAAGAUGAUUAUGGCUGAGCUUGGAAGCAGCAAGUUUGAGCUCCAAUCCCACAGCAAUGCAACUUCAAGAAAGCCGAAUUCUGAUACAAGCACAGCAGAUUGGAUCAGUUUAUCUACCUCAGAGACUUGCCAUGCUUCUUGUGUUAGUGAUGCACAUCAGUUCACAGAUCACAUUAAUUCUGAUUGCAGAUACAUGCUUCCAUCUGGUAACUGGUCAGGUCGGAGUGCAAAGGAACUGAUGACCCGCUAUGAAGAUCCUCGUAGAGUGAGCAAAGGUCUCGAUCUUGAACAGCCUGCUGAAGAAUUUACUUUCACAGAAGCAUGGACCAUCCAAGAUCAAGCUCUCAUGUUUAAGAAACAGCUGAAGGAUAACAGCAGCAAGCUUAAAUGCCCACAUAACUCAUGGCUUGAUGAUGAGAGUGAGAUUCAGUUGACAUUAGGCAUUGCCUGUGGAACAGAUAAGAGGCCAUCAGAUUUUUCUGCAUCCAAAUUCUGAUUCAGGGUGGCUGCUCAAAGCCAGAGAUUUCAAGCAACAUCAGGAAUCUGCAGAUUGCUUUUGUAGAGAAUUACCUGAGUGAAAAACUUGGGUACCAUCUUUGCAAAAACUCGAGCUGAAAACUUCUUGAAACUAAUUUGGGGAAUCAAUGACUAGGCCAAUAGAAGAGUCUGAUUAUGAGGCCGAGAUCUGAUCCACAGAGAAACUUGCAGAAUUUUCAAUGGCUCUCUGAUCUUCUUUCUGAUUGGCAUCUGGUCUUGUUCCAGCCUUUCAUGCAUCUGGUCUUUGUGAUUGGCAUUCCAAGAGUUCAGCUGGGUUCAACACUUGCUCUGGUGCAGGCUGCUGAUCGAGAUGUCAGUUAAUUGGAGGAAUGAGAGAAUUUGACAUUGAACCUCACAUUAUUUAUUGAUCAGGCUUCAAAAGCAACCUCUUCUCUUCCUUGGUCUUGAGGUUGAAUUUUUCUUGGCCAGAACUUGCUGGUCUCAACAAAAAUAUUAGUACAAAUUAUUUAUAUUGUAAAAGAAAAUGGAUAUGAAUAACUUCUCAUACCACAUAUUAUUCCAUCAGGCAUGCA
Molecule: messenger RNA, 1630 nt
Organism: Musa acuminata subsp. malaccensis (wild Malaysian banana)
Lineage: Eukaryota; Viridiplantae; Streptophyta; Magnoliopsida; Zingiberales; Musaceae
Source: RefSeq, a predicted model, not a curated record